AAUUAAUUAAAUUUUCAAGAAUGUGGCCAAUUAUUAUGGCUUUAUUACGCAGAAAUGCGGUCUAUAUAACAUUACCGUUUGCCGGCGUUGUGGGUUUCAUUGGUUAUAAUUUGGAAAGUCUGCUGUCCGAUAAAUAUACACCAUAUAGCAAAUCCAUCCAAGAAUUACGUGCCGAACGUUUGGCUGAAGACUUAGCCGAUUCUAAUGCAGCUCAAGUUGACAAAUUGCGUCUAAAGGAAAAUGUAUUAGAACGAAACUUAUCACCUUCCCUGCAAAAAAAAAUCUAGCUAAAUUGUGA
Molecule: messenger RNA, 298 nt
Organism: Musca vetustissima
Lineage: Eukaryota; Metazoa; Arthropoda; Insecta; Diptera; Muscidae
Product: small integral membrane protein 12-A
Exons: 2
Coding region: 21-287 (88 amino acids)
Source: RefSeq, a predicted model, not a curated record